Epinephelus lanceolatus (giant grouper) is the source of this 4682-nucleotide messenger RNA. Lineage: Eukaryota; Metazoa; Chordata; Actinopteri; Perciformes; Serranidae. The record is from RefSeq and is a predicted model, not a curated record.
ACGUCUGGGAAGCGGAGACACCGAGCAGCAGGUCACCUCAGCAGCCCAGGCGGACGGAUAAUACAAACUAAACCAGCUCGAGAACACGGCGCGUGCUCCGUGAAACACCGCCGGAUAGAUAUUUUUAUAAACUUGACGUCGUUUGGAAGUAACACGGACAUCGGAGCGGGAUAGUGUGGACAGCUGGACACCGAGCAGGAGCACAAAAAUAACUUUUUAUCCUCUUUUUGUCGUCGUCGAGGAAAUAUCUUCACUGUCUGGGUCGCGUGCGCAACAGUGGACCAAGUACAAGUCGGUUUAAGUUGUGCUGUUGUUUGUAUUUGUGCCCGUGGAGCUGGUGACGGUGAGGCGGACACCAGAGAAGCGGCGGCUCGGCAGCCACCUGACCUCCUGGAAAAUAAGACCGCAGCUAAUGACACGCAGGCUGAGAGCCUUACGUGGGUCAUUACUAAGCUCUCUGACGGAGCGGGGCGAGUUCUCCGCGAGGUUGUUGCACGUCCAAGUCUUGACGCACCCUUCCACACGUGAAGUUUGCAGAAUCCAAUUACUGAUAGCCUAUCUGAAUUAUGUAAUAAGCGAGUGAUCUGUCAGCGCCAGACAGCAUGGAUAUAACCGGAGUGCACGUCCUCCAGCAGCGGUCGUGAUGUCAAGCGCCGGUCUGAUCCCGCGCCGCCAGCCUGUAAUGCCUGCACUCUAACCCGCACCAGUGUGGCGCCGUGUCCCGGUCGCACCGCCAGGAUGAGCAGCACCGACCUGGAGCGCAUGUCGCUCAGCUCCUCGGCAAACUCGGUGGCCUCCAGCGCGCGGACGUUGUCGGCCAACGUGAGGAAGCUACACAACGCGCUCAACCUCCUGCUCAACGACUUCGAGAGGGAGCAGUUCAUCCACUGCCUCAAUGUGUACCACUCCAAACGCAACGUGUACGACCUGGUCCAGACCCUCAACGUGAUCCUCAACGCGCCCAGCAAGCGGCAACUUCUGCCCAUGCUGCGCCUGGUCAUCCCCCGCUCUGACCAGCUCCUCUUCGAGCAGUACACCUCAGAGGGCCUCUACUUAAAAUCGGAUUUAGUUGCAAGCAACGGCAACGCCGACCCCCCGCCGGGCGACUUCCCCAGCGCCAGCCCGACUCCCCCCGGGCAUUUCUCUCCAAACAACCCACCCGAGUUCCAGGUGGCGUUGCGCGGCUCGCCGGACAGCUUCAGCACCAGCAGCGAUGGGACAGCUCCCCUCGUGCCGCUGCUCGGGAGGAACUUUGUCCACGAGCCGCCGGGUGAGAUCCGGCAGGUCACCAUGAAGCGACACAAGAGCAACGAGGGCCUGGGCUUCAGCAUCCGCGGCGGCUCGGAGCACGGGGUGGGCAUCUACGUGUCUCUGGUGGAGCCGGGGAGCCUGGCGGAGAAGGAGGGUCUCCGCAUCGGCGACCAGAUCAUGAAAGUCAACGACAAAGUCUUCGACAAAGUCACACAUGCUGAAGCAGUGAAGGUGCUGAAGGGCAGUAAAAAGCUCUGCCUCUCUGUGCGUUCAGUCGGGCGGAUUCCAGGCGGCUACGUCACCAACCAUGUUUAUACCUGGGUUGACCCCCAGGGUCGCAGUGUGUCCCCUCCUCCUGACCUGCCUGAGCAUCGGAGCGCCACCCUGAGAAGAACUGACAGCCAGCGACGCAGCAACAUGCAGCUAUUGCAGGAGGGAGACGAAAAGAAGGUCAACUUGGUGUUGGAUGACGGCCGGUCUCUGGGUCUCAUGAUCCGGGGCGGAGCAGAAUAUGCUCUAGGUAUUUACAUCACUGGAGUGGACCAGGGAUCAGCAGCAGAGUGUGGAGGACUCAAGGUCGGCGACCAGAUCUUGGAGGUGAAUGGCCGCAGCUUUCUGAGCAUCCCGCACGACGAAGCCGUCAGGGUCCUGAAGUCGUCACGGCACCUCAUGAUGACAGUGAAAGACGUGGGGCGCCUGCCGCACGCCAGGACAGUGGUGGGUGAGACCAAGUGGAUCGCCAGCUCGCAGAUUGGAGAGAGCUCCGCCAACAGCAGCGUGGCAGGCUUCUCGGUGGACAAAGGAGCCUCCGCAGCAGGAAAGCCUGGGUUUUAUAAAGGUGUGGCGGGCUCACAGGUGACCCUCUCCAGCCUGGUGAACCAGUCGCGGGCCAUGCUGGAGGAGCAGGCCCGCCACUUGCUGACGGAGGCGGAGCGGCAGACCAUGGGCUACUACGUGGAGGAGUACCGAGAAGGACACAUCGGAGUGGAGCAGCUCGUCGUGGCGCUGUUCGAGCUGCUCAACACGCACGCAAAGUUCUCUCUACUGUCAGAGGUGCGAGGCCUGGUCACCCCACAGGACCUGGAGCACUUUGACGGGCUGGUGCUGAGACGUGAGAUCCAGGCUCUGAAGGCGCGACAGGGGACAGCUGGAGCGACGGCACUCCAACCAGACUCCCUGUCCAUGGUGUCAUACCCAGACACCUUGACCUCGUCGUCAGCCAGCUUCAUGACGAACACCACCCUCAGCUCUGCACGGAAUGACAGCGUGGUGGAAAGUAAUGAAGAGGAUCCUCCGGAGAGUCUGAACACGCUGCUGACCGACAUCUCUCUGGACGACGUACAGUCCAACACAGCUGAGUCUCCCCCCUCCUUCAAGCCUCCGCCCCCACCCGGGGUGCAGAGGCGCCCAACUAGACGAGAUCAGCUCAACAAAUGCCCCUCAUCCGAAUCCUCCCACUCAGGCUUGUACUUCACAGCCCCGGCCUCUCACAGCCACAGCAAAGAGCCAGGACACGCCCCCGCUUCGCCCGCACUGCACCACAAACAACAUCCCAGGGACCCGUCUCGGGACUACGCAGUCAUCAAAAAAAGAGAUCCCUCGGUACCGUUCAAGAAAGAGCACAUAGCAGCUGCUCAGUUGUCCAUGGUCACACAGCACAACAUUGGCCCUUUCCCCAGAGUCCAGUCCCCCAGCAGAGGCACCAAACCUGCUGCCCCGUCCCCCUCACCUCCACCUCCACCUCCACCUCCACUCCCUGCUCCUCCUCCUCCCCCUUCUUUGCCCCUUAAGCCAGUGUCCAUGUCCAAAGCUUCCGGCUCCACUCCUGGCUCUAAACAACAGUUUGUUACAGUGGAGGUUCACAGGCCCAAUGCAGAGCCUGACGUCAACGAGGUGCGGCCGCUGCCCCAAGCUCGAGGUGGUGCCCUGUCUCAGCUGUCAGACAGUGGCCAGACCCUCAGUGAGGACAGCGGGGUGGACAUAGCUGAGUCAGGACACGUCAGCAAAGACAGCAGUCCCCAUUCCUCACGCACUCGCCACCCUCGAGACACCCAGGGGGGCGGGGGGGACAACCCCUCCAAACCGCCGGGGCUGUUGGAGCCCACCUCGACACUAGUGAGGGUGGCAAAAAGUGCCAGCACUCUGGGUAUUGCCAUUGAAGGAGGAGCCAAUACUCGACAACCGCUGCCACGAAUUGUCACAAUACAGAGGGGUGGCUCAGCUCAUAACUGUGGCCUGCUGAAGGUGGGUCAAGUGAUCCUGGAGGUAAACGGGGUUUCCAUGAGGGGCCGCGAGCACAGGGACGCCGCACGCCUCAUUGCCGAGGCCUUCAAGACCAAAGAGAGGGACUACGUGGACUUCCUGGUGACCGACUUCAAUGUGGCGCUAUAGCUGAGUCGAAGAGGAGUGAGGACAAUGUGGGCAGCGCCAAGAGAAGAAGAGUUCAAGGACAACGUGAGAGGAAGACAUUUAAGCGUCUAUUGUUUUAAAUGGCACAACUCUUUUAGAUAGACAUAAACGAACCACCAUCUGAUCUCUGAGCCGCUCUUCUACAAAAAAAAAAAACAACCCACCCUUUGAGUCUGGAUACAUGAUACUCAAAUUUACAAGGUAUUACUUCCGCCGUGGACUUCGUUCAGGAUCCUCCUCAACGUGUUACCUCCCCACUGUGAGACCUUAUGCACUAAAAAGGAAAGUAGUGAAACCCAAUACAUUUUCUUUGUCCUCUCAGUGUUGAAACUUGUGGAGUUACAACCAUUUGAAUCCCACUGGACCUUCUCGUAGCACUCCCACUUCCCAUGGUCAGUUAAUUUAUUUUUCGCUUCUACCUGAGAGACAACUGCACACCUAAGACUGAUUCACGCUCGACUUUACAAGCUUGGAUUUGUAUAUGUAAAAAUGAACAAAUGUAGAUACAGAUGCGUAUAUACUGUACACAUAAGGAUAUUCCUAUAUGAAUUAUAAAACCCGUAACCUAUGUUGCAUCAUCAGCAUAUAGUGAUAUAUUUCAGAGAUGAUGAUAAUUCAGGCCAUUCUCGUGUUAUGGGAUUCUACACAUUUUACAGUGAUGCUAGUGGCCUGUCUGCAUAUUACCACCCUUGAAUAAAUAAAAUCAUGUCAGGCGAGUAACAGCAGACAUUACAUGCUCAUAUUUGUUUGUCAGACAUCAGGCAAGGCAUGUGUAUGAUGUAAAUCUUCAUAUGGGCAGCACACAAAUGCAUUUCCUGUUUUCUUUUCUACUUCUCCAUGUGUAUCUGUUUUGUUUGAGACUAUGUCCACACUUAAAGCUCCAGUAGGCAACAUUGUUUUGGUAUAAUUGAGUAAAAGUUUUAUAAUAUUCUCUAAGCAUAAUGUAUAUCAAGUGGUCUGAAACAAACAAUAGGUUUCUGCACCUCACCAUGGCUCUGUGUUCAGCCUCUAAAGAAUCAGUA